AUGGUAACUAUGGAUGUAAAUGCACUGUUCACCAACGUCCCCCUACUCGAGACCAUCGCGAUCAUUCGUCAAAUUGUGGAAGAAAAGAACAUUCACGUUGGACUACCAGCAGAUGAAUUGGAAAAACUUUUGUUGUUGUGUACCCAUAAUGUGAAGUUCUCCUUCUUAGUUCAAGUGUGGAUGCUCGGCCAUCUACAUCGGCAGAACGGUGAGACAACUGCGUUAUCGAAUAAACGAGCACAUCCCGAUCUGGCUUCAGCAAACUAUGAAACUUCAGAAGAAGUAUUUCAUCAAAUCCCGCGGCAGCGAUUGCGUGCACUUACUCCCCAACGUCUGAGCCGUAAAGAACGUCAAAAACAGGUACUGCUGGCUGCUUCCACGACAGCACUAGUUAUGGCUCAAUAUGAUGCAUUCGGUGGAUUGCCCCACAAAAAUGACAAAAUGAUCACGGCGGAUCAUCCGUACACUCGACAAAGGAAUGAUGUUUGCUUAAUACCAAACUGUUCAUCACAAUCCCAUGAGCAGUCUGCGUUUGAUGGGCUCUCUUCGUAUAGAGGCAUAUCUUGGCACAAUGAUGCCGUACAAAAUGAGAUCACUGGAAUUUUUCAAGGCGAUUUGGGUAACUAUCCAAGGGAACUGGAGUUGAAAUGGAAAUCCAAGGCGUUUGACAUGGACUCGCCACAUGAUGUUUUAACGCUGAACAAACUUAACUUAAACCGAGAUGCGAAUGAAUCUCCAACCCAGUUUCACUUGGAUCGACGUGAUGCUCUUCACUCUGACCUGAAGUCCGAAUGUUCAAAUUCAACUGAAAGUGAAGAAGCAUAUGUGCAAAUGUCACCUGACCGAUUGGAGACCUGUCUGCCGUUCGAGCAUCCGGUCCUUGUGGAAGCAGCAGAGGAUCAAGAUUCAGAGGUGCCCAACUUUCCCCCGGAACUGAAUAUGAUCCGACAGGAAUUUCGGUUCAAUUCACGAGUGCCUGAGAAAUCACCAGAAAAUAUGGUUGAAUGCAAGCCGGGUGGCUCUUUGCAACAACAGUUGCAACAGUUGCCUCGUGUGACCCAGAAUGAAGUGCUUCCACCACCGAGCAAAUUGUAUGGAGCAGCGAACUGCCUCAAUUUCGCUUCAAGUACGUUCAAGCCAUUUCCCACUGGUUUAUCCAUCAUCUUUUUAAUGUUAGAAAGUGCUCAAACAGACAUAAAUUGA
Messenger RNA from Echinostoma caproni, 1203 nucleotides. Lineage: Eukaryota; Metazoa; Platyhelminthes; Trematoda; Plagiorchiida; Echinostomatidae. The record is from the annotation of a GenBank genome assembly.